This is a messenger RNA of Meira miltonrushii, 1014 nucleotides long. Its product is annotated as kinase-like protein. The transcript has 6 exons. Bases 1 to 1014 code for a protein of 337 amino acids. NCBI's taxonomy places the organism in Eukaryota, Fungi, Basidiomycota, Exobasidiomycetes, Exobasidiales, Brachybasidiaceae. Gene Ontology annotation, biological process: IRE1-mediated unfolded protein response; protein phosphorylation; mRNA processing. The record is from RefSeq and is a predicted model, not a curated record. Gene Ontology annotation, molecular function: protein serine/threonine kinase activity; RNA endonuclease activity; ATP binding. Gene Ontology annotation, cellular component: IRE1-TRAF2-ASK1 complex.
AUGAAUCGAUCAUUGAUCAUCUCUGAUGAGAUCCUGGGAUAUGGCUCCUCCGGCACGAUCGUUUUCAAGGGGAAUUUCCAAGGUUGUGCAGUAGCUGUAAAGAGGCUAUUGAGAGAUUUCGUUGAUGUUGCGUCCAAGGAGGUCUCGUUGUUGGAGUCUGCUGACAAUCAUGCAAACGUAAUCCGAUACUUUUACAAAGAGGUGACCGAUUCAUUCUUGUAUAUCGCCUUGGAAUUGUGCCCUGCAAAUCUUGCCGAAGUUAUUGAGAAGCCAAACGAGAAUCAAUCUUUGAGCGCCAUUCUAAAACCGAAAAAAGCACUCUCGCAAAUUGCUUCAGGUUUACAGUACCUUCACUCCCUUUCAAUCGUUCAUCGGGAAUUGAAGAUGCUCUCGUCAGAUUUUGGGCUUUCAAAAAGGCUCGACGGAGUUGCACAAACGAGCUUCAGUCAAACAGUCAACAAUCCCGGAGGAGCUUUUGCUGGCAGGGAGGUGAACAUCUUGCGACGAUCGAUAGACCUUCAACGUUUGGCAUUUGCUCAGGCUCAUGUUUGGUCAUUACACAGAUCAAAUGUUGAGCUUCAUGUCCCUCUUCUCCCAAUCCAUCCAAAUACCUUGAAGAUUUUGUCGCAUCCAUACUUUUGGGACUCUUAUCGUAGGUUAUCCUUCUUGCAGGACGCAAGUGAUCGAUUUGAUAUUAUGGAGCGUGAUCCUCCAGUCGCUCCCCUCGUCCUCGUGACACUGGAGGCGAAUGCAGUGGACAUUGUUGGAAAUGAUUGGCAUCGGAUGGAAGACUUGAACAAGAGAAGGAAAUACGACCCAAAAAAGCAUUGCCGCUCUCUUACGUGCAAUUCGAAACAAGAAAGUCACAUACACGAUUUGCCCCAUAAUGUGAAGAGACUCAUCACAAUCGCAGACGUGCAAUUGCUGUCCGAUGGCUUCUUGACCUACUUUACUUCAAGAACAUCUGAAUCUUCCUUUGUGGUGGCCUUCGAGCCUUUUUCCGAUGAGAUUUGA